Messenger RNA from Epithele typhae, 576 nucleotides. RefSeq names its product ribosomal protein S24/S35, mitochondrial, conserved domain-containing protein. The transcript is spliced from 3 exons. Gene Ontology annotation, cellular component: mitochondrial small ribosomal subunit. The record is from RefSeq and is a predicted model, not a curated record. Bases 1 to 576 code for a protein of 191 amino acids. NCBI's taxonomy places the organism in Eukaryota, Fungi, Basidiomycota, Agaricomycetes, Polyporales, Epitheliaceae. Gene Ontology annotation, molecular function: structural constituent of ribosome. Gene Ontology annotation, biological process: mitochondrial translation.
AUGCAGCAGAGGGAGAAGCUUCAUUACAUGCGGCUUAUUGAGCAUGAGAUGCCGAAGCUCGUCGCGUACCGCAAGGCAUUCGUUCCCCCAACAGACUCUUCUCCCUUGGUCGUGCGCAGGGUUUCUUAUGGUGGUGAGGAACACCCGGCUACCACGAAGCGUAGCAUCGUAGCACCGGUCGCCAAGCUCCCCCUCAAAAAUGCCCAUGCUCUCCACAAGUUCAAGCUGCUCGCUGGUGUUCGAUGGACACCAACCGCCCCUGCUGACGCUGGCCUUAGCGUGUCGGAGUGUCAGAGCGAGCAUGGCUUCUUCAAGAUUUCAUGUGAAGAGUUCAAGGCGCCUGCUAUGAAUCUGAAAUGGGCGAGCGAUGCUCUGGACCGUCUUGUGGACGAGGCGAACGAUACGAAGGAGACUUUCGCCGACAUCCCCAUCGACACGCGGCACGUCGAGUCCAGGAUACGGAAGUCGAAGAAGGGGGGACACAUUUAUGGCAAGCAGACUCACCAACCGACCCUGAAGGACUUCCCCGAGGAAUGGCUCCCGACAUCAAAAGCGCAAGCUGCACCCUCUGCAUAG